Molecule: messenger RNA, 1905 nt
Organism: Trypanosoma brucei brucei TREU927
Lineage: Eukaryota; Euglenozoa; Kinetoplastea; Trypanosomatida; Trypanosomatidae
Product: endosomal integral membrane protein, putative
Exons: 1
Coding region: 1-1905 (634 amino acids)
Biological process (GO): protein localization to membrane
Cellular component (GO): membrane
Source: RefSeq, a predicted model, not a curated record
AUGGGCUACAAGUUUCACUUUUACCGGCUUGUGUUGGUGUUGUUUGUGUUCUCUGUGAACGAGGCUUCAAGCUCGUUUUUUAAGAUUACGGCACCCAUCGGGUACAAAGAGGGCGAUGAGGUCCCUGUUUUGGUGAACUCUCUAACCUCCAGUAAAGGUGUGGUGCCAUACGAUUUCUAUAAGAUGAAAGCAUGCAAACCUGCAGCACAUGUUCUGAAGGAAGGAUCCGGAAAGGAGAACUUAGGGGAGCUUCUUCUCGGGAACCACGUUUUGCCUUCGCUGUACUCCGUUAACGUCCUGAGGAACGUAACUUGCCAGCCUCUGUGUAUUGUCAGUUACACCGAAGGUGACAAGAAGGACCUUGAUAAUCUCAUUACUCAGAGUUACCGCGGUCAUAUGUUUCUUGCUGGCCUACCACUUGUGGAAAGGAUUGAAAAAGGAACGACCGAGAAGUUACGACUCGGGUACCGGCUUGGCGUACAUGUAAAGGGUGACGAAAAGUUGAAGGAGGAAGGGGCUGCCGGUGACAAGUGUUUGAUAAACAACCAUAUCCAUUUUACCAUAACUUACGCCGUCCUUCCCAACGGGGAAUAUAUGUUGACGGGAUUCUACGCGAAACCAAAAACACUAAACAGCCCCACGGGGUGCCCCCCGGACGGUGCCUCCGUAGACGAGUGGCCCGAUCCUGCAUCUACAGGGGCCACCAACGUGGCGUAUUCGUAUUCAGUAACAUGGGAGCAGGAUAGUAGUGAAGGUGUGUUUGUGACACGGUGGGACGUCUACUGGCGUCUGGGAGGGGCCCAGCGGAAGAAAGCCCACUUGACAGCACUGUUCAAUUCUAUGCUUCUCCUCGGGUUCCUGGGUGUGCUCGUUAUGAUCGUUUUGUUGCGUAUUGUUCGUAGAGACCUUCUUAUGCAGAACGAUAUGCUUGUGAGUGGUGACGUUCAGGAAGAGUCUGGAUGGAAGCUUGUACGCGGCGAUGUCUUUAGAGCACCGUCGAGGCCCCUCGUCCUGACGGGGCUUGUUUCUUCGGGAUGUCAGAUGGUGGCUGUGGUGGUCCUGACGGUGAUUUCAUCGACCGUUAGAAAGUAUCAACCCUGGCACAGCGGUAACCUGCUGACAAAUCUGAUAAUAUUCUUCUGUUGUUCAAGCUGCGUCUCCGGAUAUGUGGCGGGGAAAAUGCUGGUGUUUUUCCAAAUCAGGACAUGGAAGAACGGCAUUGCCGCUGUGACUAUGGUUCCAUUAUCCCUGUUGUUGGGGUACCUUGCCGGGAACAUGAUCAGUUGGUCAAAGCACGGGAGCACUGCUGUCUCUCUGCCGGUUCUUCUUACUCUCUUCUUUCUCUGGGUUGCGGUCCCCGUACCAUUAUCGCUUAUUGGCCUAUCAGCUGGGUUUAGGGCGUCUGCAUUUGUGUUGCCGACCAAAGUGGGCAGUAUUCCGCGUGCGAUUUCCCAACAAAGCGUGAGGAGGCGCUACAUGUUCAUCUUGGGUGGCGGUAUUGUUUCCUUCACUGCAGCGUUUAUGGAGGUCAUUUGCGUCUUGGGUUCCUUCUGGAAGGGUCAACCCUUCCUCUAUGUUGGCUAUCUUUUUGGUGUGUCCUUUAUCAUUUCCGCUGUUUGUGCGGAGGUUGCGGUUGUGGUGACGUAUGCCAUGCUUUCUGAGGAAGAUUAUGAGUGGUGGUGGGGAAGCUUUUGUACAUCCGGAAGCUGCGGCGUGUACUUUUUUCUUUAUAGUGUUGUGUAUCUCUACGGAGCGCUGGAAAUUCGUCAGCCACUUUCUGUGAUCCUUUUUUUGGUGUACACCUUUGAGGUUUCGGUGUUCAUUGCCGUUUUCUUGGGCACGAUGGGGUUUGUCGCAUCGGCUGUGUUUGUGAGAACUAUUUACAACUCCAUAAAAGCUGACUAA